GUUGCUGGGCGUUGACUGUUUUUAAGAGAUCCGUUAUUCAUAUUCAGAGGCAUUUGUAUGGAAACUGUGGCUUUGGACUGUCCUCAGAUCAGCAGAUACUUCACUAUUGAUCCGCAGCGGACUUUGGACUGGCAAACACAACGGUGAAGAACCGUUCACAUUGUGUGAAGAACCGAACAUGUGUGAAAUCUGAGACAGAACCACCCGAAUCAGGACUGACGGAGCCGAAGAUGAACCCGAGAUAACGGUUCGGUUGAUGAUGGAGCUCGGAAACGGGUUCACAGCGGAUCCGAAUCAAGACAACGACACAAUUACACGAGCGCAGGUAUCUCGCGCAGAUCCGGAUCCGUCCCAUAAAAGGAGGAGCUUCCCGAAAUGUCUGUUUGGCCUCAUCUUCAUCAUCAUCCUCUUCAUCUUGGCAGGAUCUUCAUGUCUUAUCUGGUACUUUCUGGAGUACAGGGUUUGGGUGACGGAGCCGCGGGUGAUCCAGCAGUACACGGCCAGUGUUUCCAUACUGAAUAAGAACUUCUCUGUGAGCCUGUCCAGUCACGAGAGCUCAGAGUUCAGAGCGGAGGCGACGUCUGUGCAGAACAUGGUUGAGAAGCUGGUCAAGUCCACAGACCUGUCCAGAUACUUCAACUUCACAGCGGUCUUCGCCUUUGGGGAGGGCAGCGUGGUGGCACACUUCUGGCUGCGCCUGUCGGUUCCCGUCAGUCACGUGGAGAAGGUGAGCGUGGCACGGCUGAACGCGAGUGUGUUCAGAGAGCUGCAGCGCUUCACUGACGCUCAGCAGAUCAGCAGCUACGAGGGUUUCCAGCUGCUGCUGCCGUCGCUCAGCAUCACCGAAACCAACCCCAAAGUUAUAGAUCUUUUUCAAGCCACUUUUGACUGUUACCGCUACACGUCGCUGCUCUCCACGGAGCCCGUGCUGCUGGAGGGGCCGAACACGCAGCGCUCCUCGUGUCUGUGGCACCUGAGGGCCCCUGCGGGGUCCCGUCUGGAGCUCAGGGUGGAGUGGCUCCUGGCGGAGUGUCGUGACCGACUGAUCAUCUACGACUCGGUCACGCCAGCAGACUCUCAUCUCAUCACCUCGCUGUACGGAUGCAGCCGGUACGAGCAGACGGUGCAGCUCUUGUCGUCUGCUAACUGGAUGACGGUGGUUUGGAAACAGGGUCUGUACAAUUACGAGGAUACGUUUUCUCUGAGCGCACGGGCCUGGCCGGACCAGGAAUGUUCCUACAGUGUUGUGUUAGAGAUGAAAGACGGCAUCCAGGGGAUUUUACGGACCCCCUUCUACCCCAGUUAUUACCCUCCCGACACCAACUGCACGUGGAUCUUCACUGUGCCGUCAGUAGAGUUCGGUCUGACUUUGUUCUUUGAAGGAUAUGAGCUGAACCGCGCGAGUUACAGCCAGACGUGCACGCAGGGCAGAUGGAGCAUCCAGAACCGCAGGUCAGUCCUGCAGACGCAUGCACCAGCGUGUGUGUCAGUGUGUGACGGCAGUGUGUUUGUGCGCAGGCUGUGCGGCGUCCGAGGUUUGCAGCCGUACGCGGAGCGGAUCUACCUGCUGUCCUCCAACGUCACCGUGUCCAUGACGUCAGAGGUUUCUCUCACCGGCCCGGGCCUGCAGGUUCACUACAGCAUCUUUAACCAGUCCGAUCCUUGUCCUGGUCAGGUGCUUUGCAACAUAAACGGUCUCUGCGUGCCGGCGUGUGACGGUAUAUCAGACUGCGCCAACGGACUAGAUGAAAGAAACUGCGUGUGUAUCGCUCAGUUCCAGUGCUCAGAGGACAGUCAGUGUGUCGACUACUAUAAAGUGUGUGACCAGCACCCGGACUGCAGUGAGGGCAGUGACGAGGACAACUGCACACAUGGUGUACCAUGUUCUGAUAUGACGUAUGUAUGUGGAGAUGGGACAUGUCUGAAGAAGCCAAACCCAGAAUGCGACUUCAUCACGGACUGUCCUGAUGAAUCUGACGAGAAAUACUGUGACUGUGGUCUGAGGCCGUUCAGCAGCCGUGUGGUGGGCGGGGCCGAUGCAGAGGAGGGGGAGUGGCCAUGGCAGGCCAGCCUGCAGAUCAGUGGGCGGCACAUAUGCGGAGGGGCUUUAGUCUCCGCCCAGUGGGUGGUGUCUGCGGCUCACUGCUUCUACGACGACAGAUUCUUCUCCCCGUCUGUGUGGACCAUCUAUCUUGGUAAACUGCGUCUCAAUGGCAACAGUCAGUCGGAGGAGGCCGUUCGAGUGUCGCACAUUCACUUGCAUCACUAUUAUGAUGAUGAGACUCACGACUAUGACGUGGCGCUGCUGCGGCUGGUGCGGCCCGUGUGGUCGAGCACUCUGGCUCAUCCGGUCUGUCUGCCGCCCGCGACGCACCAGCUGGAGGCUGACCUGCUGUGCUGGGUGACGGGAUGGGGAGCGCUGCGGGAGGGAGGGGCCGUGAGUGACGUUCUGCAGAAAGUAGACGUGCGAUUGGUCAGUGAAGAUGCAUGCGUGCGUUCGUAUGGUUACCUGAUCACUCCCAGAAUGAUUUGUGCCGGUUAUCGCAGUGGAGGGAAAGACGCCUGUCAGGGCGACUCUGGUGGUCCGCUGGUGUGUCAGGAACCGUCUGGACGCUGGUUUCUGGCCGGUGUGGUGAGCUGGGGAAGAGGCUGCGGACGGCCUGAUUAUUACGGAGUCUACACGCGCAUCACCAAACUCACCGGAUGGAUCAAGCGCCUCAUUUCUUCCUGAGAAGCACUAUCUGAACUCAUCUGGGACCAUCAGAGACCUCCAGUCUCCAAAAAACACAUCCCAGCGUUCGGUCUCUGUGCUCUAAGCUUCAUGGGAAAUGAUGAAGAUAUCAGUCAUGUGGAUGUGUAGAAUUGAGUUUAGGUUCAUAAACAUACACUCUGUUCGACUGGACUAAACAAUAUAACCUCAUUCAAUAUUAGGAUUUAUUUGUAAUGUUUAUAUGUAAUUAUUUAGACUGAAGCAGAGCUCUUAAAAUGACUGAAGGAUCUGUCAUCAUUUACUCAUAUUGUUCCAAACCUGUAAGACUUUCAUUCUUUCAUGGAAACCAAAGUGAGAAAUUCUGAAGAAUGUAACAGCGGCCUGUGGUGACGACAUGAGGGGGAAUAAAUGAGGCAGUUUUCGUUUUUGAGUUUACUUUUCCUGUAAAACUCUCUUUGUUGUUGAAAAGCAGUGCUUUAUGUAGCUGGCAAAUUGGUUAAAGGUUAAAAUGAAUGUAUAAGAAACACAAAUUCAUAUUUGCUGGAACAAAUAAAGCCUUUGUACAAAAUGUUUAAAGUAGUAAGAUCUCAAUCUAGAAUGUUUUGAGCUCUCAGAAUGACUGUCUGUGGCUCAAUACUGACACCCUGUGGUCAAGCGCAGAAUCACACAGCGCCACGCUGAAACGCAGUUAAAGGCACCAUGAAAACAAAA
Megalobrama amblycephala (Wuchang bream) is the source of this 3421-nucleotide messenger RNA. RefSeq names its product transmembrane protease serine 6. Gene Ontology annotation, molecular function: protein binding; serine-type endopeptidase activity. Bases 257 to 2731 code for a protein of 824 amino acids. Lineage: Eukaryota; Metazoa; Chordata; Actinopteri; Cypriniformes; Xenocyprididae. The record is from RefSeq and is a predicted model, not a curated record. The transcript has 17 exons. Gene Ontology annotation, biological process: proteolysis.